AGUCAAUCAAUCAGUCAUAUCAAAUCAAUCUCACGGAAUUCCAUCACAAAAAAAAAAUUAAAAAGAAAAGAAAAUGUCAUCUUCAACUGGUUUUGCUCCGGACCACCACCUCCUCUCUCCUUCCGGGCAGCUCUGUUACGUCCAUUGCAAAUUUUGCGACACUGUCCUCGCCGUCUGCAUCUCUGUGGGUGUUCCUUGCACGAGUUUGUUCAAGACAGUGACGGUGAGAUGCGGGCAUUGCUCCAACCUUCUCUCUGUGAACAUGCGUGGAUCUCUCCUCCCCUCUCCCAACCUCACCCACUCCCUCUUCUCUCCCCACAAUCUCCUGGAGGAGAUCCGCACCAACGCGCCGCCAAACCUGCCCAUCAAUCCAUUCGACCCUUCUCUCUUCCUUCGGGAGAUCGAUGACCUUCCCAAGCCUCCUGCUGUUAAACGACCCCCGGAGAAAAGACAGAGAGUGCCCUCUGCUUAUAACCGCUUCAUCAAAGAUGAGAUCCAGCGUAUCAAAGCUGGAAACCCUGAUAUCAGUCACAGGGAGGCCUUCAGCGCUGCUGCAAAAAAUUGGGCCCACUUUCCACACAUCCACUUCGGCCUUAUGUCUGAUCAACCCGUGAAGAAACCAAAUGUGUGCCAACAGGAAGGAGAUGAAGUGAUGAUGAAAGAUGGGUUUCUUGCUUCUGCCAACAUCGGUGUGUCACCGUACUAGUCAAUUGCAGUCUAUGGUCGUGUGCCUUCUUAGUAUAUCUGUUUUGCUUCUAUGAUUAGGGUUUUCUGAGGUGUUAUUAUGCUGUGUUAAGACUGUUUGGACAUUUUCGGAUAGGUUUAUGAGCUUCGAAAUGGUGUGUUAUGUUGGGAGAGGAUUUUGAUGUGGGCCGGGGUGCUUAACUGUAGUUAGCUCUAACUACAGAUCUCCUAAACCCUUCUGAAAAUGAAGCUUGCUUUAAUAAAUCUAAUGUAUCUGUGUUUCCUUUA
This is a messenger RNA of Salvia splendens (bonfire salvia), 972 nucleotides long. RefSeq names its product axial regulator YABBY 1. NCBI's taxonomy places the organism in Eukaryota, Viridiplantae, Streptophyta, Magnoliopsida, Lamiales, Lamiaceae. The transcript has 7 exons. Gene Ontology annotation, cellular component: nucleus. Gene Ontology annotation, biological process: multicellular organism development; regulation of leaf development; cell fate commitment. Bases 74 to 706 code for a protein of 210 amino acids. The record is from RefSeq and is a predicted model, not a curated record.